Molecule: messenger RNA, 1939 nt
Organism: Acanthochromis polyacanthus (spiny chromis)
Lineage: Eukaryota; Metazoa; Chordata; Actinopteri; Pomacentridae
Gene: amz2
Product: archaemetzincin-2
Exons: 7
Coding region: 77-1198 (373 amino acids)
Biological process (GO): proteolysis
Molecular function (GO): metallopeptidase activity
Source: RefSeq, a predicted model, not a curated record
UCACUGGGUGUACCGCAGCACUGAGCCAGUCUUUGCUAAUAUUGGCUCAAGUGAAGAGCUCCGCCUCUCUGUUUACAUGACGUCAGCGGACACGGCUUCCGGUGUCUGCAUCAUGAUGAAGGUGAUCCAACACACUGCAAAGACACUCCACACAGCUUUGGUCUCUAAUUCUAAGGAUUUAGCCAAAAUUUACAGUAAAUACACAAAGGAAGAAAGGUCUUUUCUGGAGGAAGGAUUCCACUCAGGGCAGCCGGGUUCCCUUUUCCAACCCAUCGCUGUACAUUCUGACUCAGACUGGAUCCUUGCUCAUCCUGAGGAGCCUCAAGAUUUUGAGAGUUUCUACAGAGACCCUCAUCGAAGGACGCCUGAUGCAAGCCACAAUACUAUUUAUAUUCAAACAAUAGGUUCGUUUGGAGAAGUGGGGGCUCUGACAGACCAGUAUGUGGGGUGGCUCAGAGAUUACUGCCAGGCCUUCUUCUACAGGCUUUCCGUCAAGUUGCUGCCAGCAGUCACUGUGUCUGAAACAGGAUGCUCUUUCAGGGUUAACAGCAACUCACACAACCUUCAGAUCCUCACUGGUGACCUGCUACACUUUCUGGAAAACAAGAAACCAAAAGAUGCGUUUUGUAUUGUUGGAAUCACAAUGAUUGACCUCUACCCCAAAGACUCGUGGAACUUUGUUUUUGGACAGGCUUCUCUCAGUAUGGGAAUGGGAGUUUUCAGCUUUGCCAGAUAUGAUGACAACUUCUACACCAGAGGUUAUGCUGGCAGGCUGAAGGAACAGAUCCAGCCAAGGCGGGGGGACUAUUCUGUGUUUAAGGGGUAUUACACUCCACCCAUCACCAGCACUCUGCUGCUUCGAUCCUGCCAGACCAUGACCCAUGAGAUUGGUCAUAUAUUUGGAAUCUGGCACUGCCAGUGGUUGAGCUGCGUCAUGCAGGGCUCCAAUCACCUUGAGGAGUGUGAUCGCAGGCCUUUGGAUUUCUGUCCCAUCUGCCUUCGCAAAGUACAAGUCUCAGUCGGCUUCAAAAUAGCCGAAAGAUACAAGGCCUUAUUGCAAUGGAUGGAGGAAGAUCAGAGCCAAGCAUCAGGACCACAGACGGCCUCCCAUCCUGCAACACACUUUCCCAAACCCACUGAAGCCUUUCACACAUACAAGCAGUGGCUCCACAGGUGUUUGAACAGACUGGAAACUUGAGAAAAGAUGAGUAUAGAUGAGAAUAGUACAAGAUCAUGCUCGCUGAUGUGGCUGGGGGUCAUGAGUUCAUGUAUCACAUGUCAAAGUAAUCCUGAUCCGUAGUGUUUGCCCUUUAAUCUGAAUAAUGGAACAGAUGCGGAUAUCAAAAAUUACAUGAAGCUCAUAAUCAGAAAUGUACCUCAUAAAUUUCAUUUUCUGUUGCCAUUUGAUUUGCUGAGCAGAAUCUUGUUUAAAAGCAACUACUGGAUCUACUCAUUGUAUUUGGUUUGAUAGGUAUCGGCUAUCUGCAGUAAAAACAAUUAUUAUAUUGAAUUGUAUUGAUUAAAACAUGGUGACAUGACACUGUGGGAAUCUGUGUUUCCCCACUAAGUAAAGAAUGGUUUAAGUUUUAAUUCUAAAUAUGCAUAAUAGAUAAUAUUGUGGGGUCCUAACCACAAUAUUUACCCUCGUUAGGUAAACUCAUAAUGUUUAUUUUCUACUUCUCUACUUUUAAAAGAGUAAUUUAUCUAUUGGCUUUGUUGCUGUUUCUGAGAUUAUGAUUUGACAAAUCCAUGAGCACUGACUGGCUCUAAAAAUAAACUGUUAAGAAAAAGAAGUUACACUUAAUUCAAUAUUUAAUUGUUGCUUUAUUGUGAUUCAACAUGUUUUCAUUACAAAAAUAGUUUGAGUUCUGACAUCCCAUAUUGCAUACUAGUGCACUGUCAACUUGAAAACAGUUUGAUUAAAAAUGAACACUUUUAA